CUCCCUUCAGGGGCGUGUCCUCCCGGUUCUGGAGGUUCGCAGAGGGGAGGAGGCGCUGGCUCACCGGGCAGCUCGCCCAGGCUCCGGGCAGAGAGAGGGAGGGAGCGCAGGCCGCGGGAGCCGGAUGGAGACCAGCAGCCCGCGGUCCCCGAGGUCCAGCCCCAGUCCGGGGCUCAGCCUGGACGCCCGGCUGGGCGUGGACACGCGCCUCUGGGCCAAGGUGCUGUUCACCGCGCUCUACUCGCUCAUCUUCGCGCUGGGCACCGCGGGCAAUGCGCUGUCCGUGCACGUGGUGCUGAAGGCGCGGGCCCGCCGCCCGGGGCGCCUGCGCUACCAUGUGCUCAGCCUGGCGCUCUCCGCGCUGCUGCUGCUGCUGGUCAGCGUGCCCAUGGAGCUCUACAACUUCGUGUGGUUCCACUACCCCUGGGUCUUCGGCGACCUGGGCUGCCGCGGCUACUACUUCGUGCGCGAGCUGUGCGCCUACGCCACGGUGCUCAGCGUGACCAGUCUGAGCGCCGAGCGCUGCCUGGCCGUGUGCCAGCCUCUGCGUGCCCGCCGCCUGCUGACGCCACGCCGCACCCGCCGCCUGCUUUCGCUGGUCUGGGCCGCCUCGCUGGGCUUCGCCCUGCCCAUGGCCAUCAUCAUGGGCCAGAAGCACGAGCUGGAGAUGGCAGGCGGAGAGCCAGAGCCCUCCUCGCGCGUGUGCACGGUGCUGGUGAGCCGCGCCACGCUCCAGGUCUUCAUCCAGGUGAACGUGCUGGUGUCCUUCCUGCUCCCCUUGGCACUGACCACUUUCCUGAAUGGGGUCACCGUGAGCCACCUGAUGGCCCUCUACUCCCAGGUGCCAUCAGCCUCUGCCCCAGGCAACUCCAUCCCCAGCCGCCUGGAGCUACUGAGCGAGGAGGGCCUCCUGGGCUUCAUCGCAUGGAGGAAGACCCUGUCCCCUGGGAGCCACCCCAGCCUGGUGAGACACAAGGAUGCCGGCCAGAUCCGCAGCCUGCAGCACAGCGUCCGGGUUCUCAGAGCCAUCGUGGCGGUGUAUGUGGUCUGCUGGAUGCCAUACCACGCCCGCAGGCUCAUGUACUGCUACGUCUCUGACGAGGCGUGGACCGACGCCCUCUAUGACUUCUAUCACUACUUCUACAUGGUGACCAACACGCUCUUCUACGUCAGCUCCGCGGUGACACCUGUCCUGUACAACGCCGUGUCCUCCUCCUUCAGGAAGCUCUUCCUGGAGUCCCUGAGUGCCCUGUGUCGCCAACACCGUCCCAUGGAGCCAUUGCCCCCGAAGCCCCGGGGUCCCACCCCAGUGGGUACAGCUUCAGGUCUUGGGGAUCCUCCCGAUCCCCUGACCUGGAUGAGAUACAAGAAUGAGCAGAGAGAGAGAAUGGCUGAGUGCCCGUCACCUGCGUAUCAGACGAGGCCCGUCAUCACUGAUCAUCUCCGCUGUGCAGCCAGAGGGACUCCACUGACCCCAGCUCCGCCACUUACCAGCCACGAGCCUGCAGGCAAGUCACGUAACACCUCUUGGCCUCAGUUUCCCUUCCGUAUAACAAAGAUAGAGCCCACCUCUUAGUGACAGCUACCGUCAAAGAGCACAGCACCACCUGGGCAUAACCACACUCAAUAAAGUCUAGCCGGUGCCAUUUUG
Molecule: messenger RNA, 1651 nt
Organism: Ictidomys tridecemlineatus (thirteen-lined ground squirrel)
Lineage: Eukaryota; Metazoa; Chordata; Mammalia; Rodentia; Sciuridae
Gene: Ntsr2
Product: neurotensin receptor 2
Biological process (GO): neuropeptide signaling pathway
Cellular component (GO): plasma membrane
Molecular function (GO): G protein-coupled neurotensin receptor activity
Source: RefSeq, a predicted model, not a curated record